AUGGUGACUCCUCGCAAGAAAGAGGUCGCUGCGUCCUCUAGUCCGAAAAAGUCUUAUGCCGAAGUCGCAAAAGCUCCCCCUACCCCUCGAAAGUCAGCAAUCGAGCGCAUUCCAUCAGUGGCCCGCUUCUUCCUGGUAAUUAUCAGUAGCCUAGCGCUCAGCUCAACUCUGUUUACUCUCACGUCUGCGAUUACCCUCGGCGAGCUCGGUCGCGUCAGUAGACAUCUCGAGGAAUGGUGGGAAGUCGGCGGUUUGAUGGCAUGGAAAGCCGUGGAAGUCGCGCUAGCUUGGACAUUGGGAUUUGAUGGACGCGACGUUCUACACUUCUCGCUACUGAUGCAUUUGCCGACAUAUGCUCUGCUUUCAUCAUUCUAUGGCCUUCGUCCGACGACCGUCCUCGUAUCCUACGCGAUCGUGGUCUUUUCCACUGCCGUACCCUUUGCCUUCUUGCGCAACCCCAAUUUCGUCCACAAUCUCACCCGCGCGCCCUUUACUGCUGUUUCCAACAGGGGCAUUCUUCAAGACUGGGCAAUCACCACCUACACGACCGUCCUCGCCACCGCCAUCUACACCGUCACCUUGUACCUCAGCUACGAGACCUAUCUUCCCGCGAAACUAGUCGUGCACUUUGAAAGGCUUCCCAACAUCUCCCGAGUCCACGCUGGCCCUGCCGGCUUGCCUAUUCUUUUCCUCUCUCUCGUCCCGGCGGGCUUUGCAGCAAGGGACUUCCUCUUUGUCAGCUCCACAGGCACUCCAGCCGUGCAAGAUACUGAAAGUGAGGAAGGAAAGUCCGCCCAAGAUACUGAAGGCGAGGAAGGAAAGUCCGUGCUUCCGAAGCAGGGAGAGUACCUUGCCUCGGCCAUCUAUCGAAACACCUGGGGCGCGCUUUCCCGGCGAACUAGGGUUCUCGGCUCCCGGACGCUGAUUCUGGCCGCUGCUCAAAUGAUCAACACCGUCCUUCAAGUUGCAGGAACGGUCAGCGGUGCUAGCUUCGAAGGGGCUUGGGCUUGGGGAUCUGUUUGGACAUUGGCUACUCUGGUCGUGGGGCUGGUGUAUGGCUGGAUCGAGGCUGUUGAUGGUUUUUAG
Messenger RNA from Aspergillus mulundensis, 1086 nucleotides. RefSeq lists its product as uncharacterized. The coding region runs from base 1 to 1086 and encodes 361 amino acids. The record is from RefSeq and is a predicted model, not a curated record. NCBI's taxonomy places the organism in Eukaryota, Fungi, Ascomycota, Eurotiomycetes, Eurotiales, Aspergillaceae. The transcript has 2 exons.